AUGUUUAAAAAUACAUUCCAAUCAGGCUUCUUGUCUAUAUUUUAUAGUCUUGGAUCGGAUCCAUUACAACUCUGGGCAAAAUGCUCGCAUAUUGAAUUUGUUGUCGAUAAUAUCCUCAACUCUCAGGUUUUGGAGUUGCUCUCAACCAACCUUUCUUCAACUUUCAUUACGACCCCGCCCCUGAUUACAAGAACAUUAGGGAUCAGACUACCGAUCCUUGUAUUUCUGACGAAGAACAUUGGGAAGUACUGGAGCUUUGAGGUUACUGUUUUGGAUGACCGCGGAGAGAAACGAAGGUUCCGAGCAUCUAAUUUCCAGACUUCAACACGUGUCAAGCCGCAUAUCACCACUAUGCCAUUGCGGAUGGAUCCAGGAUGGAAUCAGAUUCAACUCAAUCUUGCAGACUACACUAAGCGUGCGUACGGAACAGCGUAUGUAGAAACACAAAGGAUCACAGUCAACGCCAGUUGUAGAAUACGCAGAAUUUAUUUUUCAGAUCGAUUGGUUCAAGAGAGUGAUCUUCCAGCUGAAUUCAAGCUAUACUUACCUGUAGUGAAGUGA
Messenger RNA from Lobosporangium transversale, 561 nucleotides. Its product is annotated as Cilia/flagella-associated protein 20/WDR90/C3orf67. The transcript is spliced from 5 exons. The coding region runs from base 1 to 561 and encodes 186 amino acids. The record is from RefSeq and is a predicted model, not a curated record. Gene Ontology annotation, biological process: positive regulation of cell motility; regulation of cilium beat frequency involved in ciliary motility; cilium assembly. Gene Ontology annotation, cellular component: motile cilium; ciliary basal body. Lineage: Eukaryota; Fungi; Mortierellomycota; Mortierellomycetes; Mortierellales; Mortierellaceae.